Molecule: messenger RNA, 1257 nt
Organism: Gordionus sp. m RMFG-2023
Lineage: Eukaryota; Metazoa; Nematomorpha; Gordioida; Chordodea; Parachordodidae
Product: leucine-rich repeat-containing G-protein coupled receptor 5-like
Exons: 1
Molecular function (GO): protein binding
Source: RefSeq, a predicted model, not a curated record
AUGGGAAAAUAUAUUAUAAUAAUAUUCUUUAUAACAUUAGACAUAUUUUUUGCAGAUGAAUUAUGUCCAAAUAAUUCUGUUAAAACAUUAUGUAAAUGCAUUCCCGAGAAAAAUACUACGAAAGUCAUUUGUUAUAACAAGAAAUAUAUACAAUUAUACGACGAUCUCAGAUUAUUUGAAUAUUUUAACAUAUCCAAUUUAUAUUUAAAACUAAAUUAUUUGCCAAUCGUUAAAAAUGAUAUGUUUAAAGGUCUAAAAAUUAAAAAAUUAAUUUUUGUCAAAAAUCAUAUCGAAGAUUUCGAGCCAUAUGCAUUUCGUGGUUUAGACAUUGACACCCUCAAAAUAUCCGAGGAGUUAUUUGAAACAGACAAUAAAACUUUGGCUAAUAUUCCUGUUGAGGCAUUGAAACAUUUGACAAAUUUGAAAGAUCUUCUAAUCCUUGGAUCUAAUGUAAAAGAGAUACCCGAGUUUGCAUUUCAAAAUUCAACAAAUUUGAAAGAAUUAUACUUUCUUACAUUUUACCUUAACAAAAUUUAUACGAAUUCAUUUGCAGGUUUAAAUAAUUUGAAAAAAUUGUAUAUAGCAUCGUUAAAACUGGAAGAAAUUUCGUCAGCCAUAUUUGCACCAUUAGAAAAUUUGCAAUAUUUGUUUUUAUCCCUGAAGUCUAUGAAAACCCUUAAAAGAGAACAAUUUAGCACCCUCAAAAAUUUGACCAGUCUUAACCUAGAUCAUUCGGAUGUAGAAAAUAUUGAAUUUCAAUGUUUUGAAAAUUUUAAUCAUUCUCUUAUCCUGUUAUCAAUGAUAGGCAACCGACUGCACGACAUAGGGGCAGUAUUUAAUUAUUUGUCGGCGUUGAAAGAUCUAAUUCUCUCCUUUAAUAAAAUUAUCAAGAUUAAUAGUGACAGCCUUCAAAAUUUGACAAUGUUAGAAAGCUUAGAUUUGAGUUACAAUAAAAUAAAAUUUAUUGGGGACAAUGUUUUGACAAGGAGUAAAAACUUGAAUGAUAUCGACAUUAGAUCUAACCAUUUAGUAGAUAUACCUACAAAUAUGCUCGGGCAAUUUAUGGAAUUAAAAAAAUUUGAUAUAUCGAAAAAUUUUAUCUUUCGAGUAGAAGAUUAUUCUUUCUACAAUAAUUACAAACUAAAAAACCUCGAUAUGUCUGACAAUAUAAUAACUUCUUUGUAUGCCGAUUCUUUCGCGUCAUUAUAUAACUUAGAAUACCUUGAUUUAUCAGACAAUUACUUGACGGAUAUUCCC